CCAAAACCCUUCCGGUUCCGGGCGUCGCCGCGGUCCCUCAGUUCCGGCGCCAUUUUCGCCGGCAGUUUGUUUUAUUUCCCUUCUCCUGUUUCUUUUCUAUUCUGUCGGAGUCGGACUUGUGUCCAUCUUGCUUUUGCUUCUCCCUCCCCCAUGAUCCAAUCCCUAACCCGCAGUCUACUUGAUCGUGGCUAGAAUGAUCGCGAUCGAGUUUCUUCGGAGCUUCUUCGGUGCCACUGCCACGGCCCCGAUCCAAUCCCUAACCCGCAGGCCCCGAUCCAAUCCCUAACCCGCAGCUGGCUAUUUGCUUUUGCUUUCGUAGGGCGUACGUGAUGGCUGACACGAGGGCGAGGCCGUGGGAGGCGGACGAGAGCUCGCGGUCGCGGGACUCCAAAGUUCCGCGGCUGGACUUGCUGGCCGCAUCGGCGGCGGAGGAGGAGGAGAAAGUGAAGCAUCUGCUAGGCCAGGAGGAAUGUACCGAGAUGACCGGCCACGAUCCAUGCUGCGAUCACGUCCCCACGGACAGUUAUCACAAUGAUAUUCUGAUCUCGUCGUUGCUAUCCGACGACGCGGGGAAUUGCCAGGACUGCCGGGGCCGGCGGCGCGAGGAGGCCGAUGGGCCCGGCGGCCGGCCCAUGUAUCGCCGGAUCAUGGUGUGCCUGGAAUGCGGCCGGCAUUCCUGCGGGGAUUCGACGAGCUAUAUCCCGUACGGACACGCUCAGGACCACGCCAACCAGGAAAAGCAUUGGGUUGCCGCGAUGUUCGACGAUCCACAGGCUGGAUUCUGCUUCAAGUGCGAACACGAAGUGCCUGUGUAUCCAGAGCCAGACGAGAUGGAGAUGAUAACGGGCGAGAUUCAGGCCGGCGGCGGCGGCGGCGGCGGUGGUCAUGCGUUUGGAUUCGACAUGUCCCGCGAUCUCGCCACCGUGUUGCUCAAUCUCGGGGACGCAUGGUGUGCAGCCGCCGAUCUCGGGUCCGUGAAUGCGCAAGGCUAUGCUAUCAGAGGGAUGCCAAACCGCGGGAACACAUGCUACAUGAACGCGAUGGUGCAGUGCCUCCUCGCGCUCGACAAGCUGCGGGCAAGGAUGCUAGGGCCGGAUACUCCGCCGGGCCACCUUGGAAUGGCACUGAAGGAGCUUUUCGUGGAGGCGAGCGCUGCUGGUUCUGCGGGAGGCAUGCUGAACCCAGAUAAACUCUUGAGAAGUGUACGAUUACAUGCUGGCAAGUACGAACCUUACACGAUGCACGACAGCUAUGAACUGCUCGAGUCCUUGCGCAGCGCAUUGCAUGACGAGGAAGAGGGAAUUCAAGCUCCUUACAGGGAAAGAGGUGCCCCGACAGUCAUUGAUGCGGUCUUCAAGGGCGAACUGUGUGAUACAAGGUCCUGCAAAGAUUGUCAGUCUGCUUCGGCUUUCCAUGGAGAAUUCUGGGAGCUUUCAUUAUCGCUGCCAUCAAAAGAGGAUCUAUGUGAAAAUUUUGCAUCAUCAUCACAACGAGCAAGCAAGAAUCUCAACCCUCAACCGGAGAAGGCUGCUCCUCAGUUACUUUCAGCAAAUGAGAGUAACUUGUGGAAGAUCGAUGCCAGUAAAACUGAUUCUGGUGAAGAGCAGCGCACCUUGCAAAUCAAGAAUCUUAUACAUGUUUUGUGCACAGAGGAGCCACUAAAUUCAGUUGAUUUUGUUCCUCAUAGCAUCUAUGAUGCUAAAGUUGAGCAGAUGAUUCAGAUAACAGCAGAUUCCCUGCCUCCACUGAUUGUUCCACAAGUUGAACACGAUGCAUCAACGGCGCCGGGCAGCUAUGUAGAUCAAAAUGGCAAGGGGAUAGGGGAGGAUAGCAAUUGUGUACUAACAAUCGAGGAUUGUCUUUCACUCUUUUUUAGAGAGGAGGUGGUAGAACGGAGCUGUGAUUGUUCCAAGGUACCUAUGGAGGAGCCAAGCACUAACCAAAGCAGAAAGGGUAAGCAGAUGGAGGUAGGCACCAAUGAUGAGGUAGCAGCUAAUGGGAGCCAUAGUAAACAGUCAGACCGGACAACAUGCUCAAAUGGCCAAUCUAGUAAACUGAAUAGUUUGUCAGUAGAAUACAACAGUUGUUACUGUAGGCAACAACAUGGUUCUGACGAAGAGAGUGACAUUACACAGAUGGCAGAUACACAUACUGCUGGAGCAAAUUCAAGGAUGACUUGUGGUCUUAAGGAAACCGAGUAUCAUGGUGGUAUUCAAGAAACUGUACGUAGUAGUUCCCUUUCGACUGAGAAACAAACCGAUCUGUUGAGCACCCAGCAUAGCCAAAGCCUCAUCCCACAGAAUCAAGACCUGAGGUUGGAUCUCAGUGCACACCAGUUAGGAGACAAGCAAAAUGGACAGAAAGAGAGGAGUGGACGUGCUAUUCAAAGGACUAAUAUUACUAAGCUGCCGCCUGUGUUGACCCUUCAUCUCAAGAGGUACUUCAAGAACGGCAACGAGUACCAUAAAAAUGAAGCCCGCGUGAGCUACAAGGAGCAUCUUGAUGUAGGACGGUUCAUGAACUCUAGUUCCGCGGACAAAAGCAGCACCGUCUACCGUCUAGCCGGCGUCGUGGAGCACCGCGGUGGACCCUUCAUGAACGCAGGACACUACGUCGCCUACGUGAGAGCAAGGAAGAUCGGGAAGCAGAGCAGCCGGCCUUCGUCAUGGUUCUGCGCGGACGACAGCAACGUCAGAGAAGUCGCUCUGGAAGAGGUUCUCGAGCGCAAGGCUUACGUUCUUUUCUACGAGAGGGUGGAGGACGCAAACACGCUGAUUGGUUAAGAGACGUUGCAGCUCGUCGGAAUAGCAGCAACAAGAGACGCUGAUUGGUUAAGAGUAGCUAGCAUUCUUUGCAAUGGCAUUGGUUAGACUGUUAGGGUAGUUGACCAUAUUCAGGAUUAUAUAUAUAGCUUCAUUCGAUCCUACAGAUUGAUGUUUUUGGCUCGCCUAGUCAGGGUGAUUGGUUAUUUAAUUGAUUGGCAAAUUUUGGCCAUGAAUGAAAUGGGGACGCUUGGCUUGGUCGGACUGGUGAAUGUGAAUUUGUAAGGUUGUGCUGAUGGUAGUGUUAAUUAGAUGCUAACCAUUUAGAUGCGUUGUGGACAAGUAUUGAGAGGACAAGGACAUGCUCCAUAUUUCCUUGAAUAAUAAAUAGGUUUGAAGCACCAAAAAUUGUGUACAAGUAAAUCAAUGUAUAGAAAGAAUGCUAAAUGUCACAGAAGCUUGUUGUUGGCGUCACCGAAACAAAAGUUGGACGGGCAAGAGUAAAAUACAUUAGCGCUCUCUAAAUUUAGCACAUUGUGUCACUUAGUUCUUAAACUUAGAAAACUAGAAAAUCGGGUCUUUAAACCUAAUCGAUUUAAUCGAUACGUUUAAAAUCAUCAAAAAUUAGAUUUGCUCAAACUGAUACCGGUAUAACAUGCCACACUGGAGGACAUUAAUGAAAGUUCAAGAACCUAAGUAACAUAGCAUACAAAGCUUGAGGACCUAAGUGAUAUGACAUGUCUAAGUUCCAAGACUACGUGUACCUGAUGGCGUCAUGCGAUUUAAAUAAAUCCAGUUUUUUGACGAUUUUAUACGGGUCGGUAAAGUUUAAUUUUUCUCUAGUGGCCUAUAUGUGAAAUUUAAGAACCGCUGAGCAAAUAUCGGUUUCAGCUUGUCUCACCGGAGAAGUUCAUCCGCUUGAGUACUGAAGCCGGCACUUGCUGUCGAACACAUUUCUCCUUCAACAGCACCCGGCCGACGGGCGGCUCCGCAGUCCGGUGCGGUGCCCCUAGAGCACUGCACACUACACAACCAUGCACGGCACGGCACGGCACGCCCCGCCCGACAAACGGCAUCCGAUUUUACCGUGGCAGAUCCGAUCGAGCGAAGCGAGCCCGAGCCGGCGCGGAAGAAAAGCGCUGCUGACACGCAGAAACAAUCAAACAAACAAACGCCCCGCGGAAACCAAACCACGCCCAUUUCCGCCCCCAAAUCAGCGAUCCGCCCUCCGCACGCGAGAUCCAGAGAGACGAGCCGAAACGGAACCCCCACGCAUAGCAAGGACCAAGGAGGCAACGAUCUUCUUCGGCUGCUGCCCGCCCGUGCAGUGCUCUACUUGCUUGGGGGCGUGCGUCAGCGAGGCGGCGACCGACUUGCUUGGCGUCGGGGGUGAUGGAGGGGCGGUUGCUGCGGCCUGCGGCGCAGCGCGACGCUGGCGGACCAGCUCGCCGCGGUCGCGGAAGGUCGGGCUCCGCACUGCGCUGCGCCACGUUCUGGAAGUGGGUUUCGUGAAUCUGCCCGGUGCUUUCAGUUCAGCUCUACAUUACAGAUGGUGGUUGAAGGCAAGAGGGGAACGGAUCAAAUAUCAUCGUCCAGAUUGUAGCUGUACAGUACAUCAUGGUUUAGCAAUAAGCAGCGACAGCGGCCGUUCGCUUCACUUGGAGAGCAGGCCGAAGUAGGGGUUCUCCAAGGCCGACGCGAUCUCGACGCCGGCGGCGGUGAGCAGAGCCACGUCGACCUUGUCCCUCGGCAUCACCAGGUACCCGAUGCCGCUGAACCUGCGGAACCCGCACAGCUCCAGGAACUCCACGCCGCCUCGCACGCUGCCCACCCUGUCCUGCUUGCAUAGAUGUGGGGUGAGAUGGUGUAGCGCGAGUUGCGCUGCAUGCCGGUCUCUGCUGCUUUACCUUGAACACAGGGUUGCUGAGCCGGAUCCUCCUGAACUUCUCCUCCCCUGGGUUCUUCGCUACGUUGCCAACAAUCUUGAGCAACACCUGGUACGCUCUUGCCACUGCAGCAGGGUCAUCCUACAGCAGCAGCAGAAGAAGAAGAAAAUGAAUUACUAAGAUCAAAACGAACCAGAAACAGCAUCUGCGAGGGGGUUCUUCAGUUUUAUUACCCUGUGGUUCUUCUUCACGGUUCGCAGGCAGUCUCUCAGCUGCUCUGACGCAACGACGGCGCGUCCAGCAGGCUUUACCUGCGCGGUCAAGAAACGCGUGCGUGUGAGCGAUGCGCCUGGAGGUUUCGCUCGUCAUUAUCAGAAGAUGCUGUAGAAACCAGGAAGAAAUGCAUUUCGACGACCUUUGCAGGCGUCAUGGUUGCGGCGGGAUCCCUAGGAUCAUCCUGCGGCAGACCAAGCCGUCUCCUCCUCUCUGCCUGCACAGGAGGAUGUAGCAUUUCAUCUGACUCUCAACAGAACAUAGAGUGACAUUUUGCGUGUGUGUGGGGGAAAUCCAAGGUAAUAACAAAAAAAAAAUGACAAAAAUGAAGGAUUUGUUACUGGAUGACUUAUGAUCAUGCUGGGAAGAAGAAGAAAAUUCAGUUGCAGUAAGGAGUACAUGGUUAUUUUUGUAUAAUUAAGCAGAGUUUUUAGCAUGCUGCAGCAGACAGCACAGACCUUAUCGUCAGCUAUACGCUGGCGUAUCCUCUCCCUCGCUCUUUUCUCCUCCUCUUGAUCUGCUACCCGACUCUCCAUCACCCUGCAGCCAAAACAGAGCCAUCGCUUCUCUUCAAGAAGCAAUCUUGGGAGCUGCAAGUGAGACGCGCGUUCGAAAGAAACACACCGCUUCCUUUGAUUUUCCUCGAGACUUCUCUUUGCUUCCAUAAGGUCUUUAGCAGCUCGAAUCCUCUCCCUCUGUACAAACAAGAAGGAGCAUUCGGGAAGAUCACCACAGGAUACACUUAAGAUGUUGGCGCGAGAAAGCACAUUUUCAAAAAGAGAAUGCAAUACCUGAUCCUCUUGUAAUUGACUCCGUAUCCGCCCUCUUGCCCUCCCUUCCUCGUCUCGUUUUUGCUUAUAUAGUGCUAAUAUCCUGGGAAGUACAGUACAGGUGCGUUACUGGGGGUGAAUCCGUGAUAAGCAACCUAAUCCAAGGCAAGGGUAAGCUACCUGAUGGGAGGAUAAUAGCUAUGAAGCAACUUUCCCAAACAUCACAUCAGGGGAAAAAAAGCAAGUUUGCAGAAGUGGCCACAAUUUUUGCUGCGCAAUGCCCACCCACAACAAAUAUGAUUGCGUACCGUGUUAACGCACGGUACAGUCAUUCUUACAACACACAACAACUUUGUCAGCGAAGCGGAGGAAGCAGUCAUCGGUGCGGCAAAUGACAAAGAAGGUUUGGCUGCAACAGCAGGAGAUGGGCCGUGUCGGGCCAAAAGGCUGAGGAAGCGCAACCCAAAGGUCUUUGGGCCGGCGUGGGUAAACAGCACAGAGUAAUCCAGCCGAUUAUUAAAUAAGGGUUCGACGGCGCGUAGGGUUUUUUAUGCUGUAACAGAACUCUAGACUCUAGUUCUUCUUCCUUUCCAAGUACUAUCUCAACUACUCUGUUCUCCGUCUCUGCAUUCUCCAGAUAUUGUGUGUGUGUUCCAACUUAUGCAAGUCGUUAACAAGUGGUAUCAAAGGUUACCGAUCCUUGGCUUGUGGGUGUUGACGCGCUGGAUCGCGGCGACCAGCAGCAUUACUUUACCCGUGCUCGCCUCCGACGUGUUCUCAUGAAUCCAGACACUCAACUCAUCCUGGAUGAGUUGUCGCGGCGUUUCUCUGAACAUGACUCCAAGUGGGAUCGCAGAGUGGCCGAGCAGGAGUCGCGUUGGAACGCGACCUUCUCGGAGUUCACCACUGGACAAGACCGCUGCGUGGGGGCUCUAGAACAAGCCACUGGUGUGCUGGAAGAUUGGCGGAUGAACAUGGAAGGGAUGAUGGAUGACCUGCGACUCGAGGUGGGCAAGAUCUCCAAAAAUUGGGAGCGUGCUGUAGUGGACAAUUCGUCCGCUAUGGCGGGCAUCCUCGCUCCUUCUCCACCGGCUGUCGAGCAACAACCUGCCGGAGUUCCAGCCAACAGGCCCCAUGGGCACCGCGUCGAAUCGAGCCACCGGGAGGAUGGUUUUGGGUCGGUCACCACCCUCCUCCAUACCCCGGUCAAGGGUAUGUGUUCAUCAUUGCCUCGUUCUCCAGCUGUGCAUACUUCGGAAUUCCAUCAGCAUGUGGGCGAUCUGUCAUAUCCAACCAUGGGGGGCGCGAUGCGUGGUCGUUUGCCUAAGUUGAAUUUUCCUGUGUUUGAUGGCGAAAACCCCAAAUUAUGGAUCCGUCGCAGCCAUGACUACUUUGACAUGUAUGAAGUAGAACCGCACCUAUGGAUCAGGGUAGCGUCGAUGCAUUUUGUUGGGGGGGCUGCUCGGUGGUUUUCAUCUCUGGACGAACAUUCACACUUAUCUAGUUGGCCUGUUUUUUGCCGCGUGCUUUUAGAGCGUUUUGGAAAAGAUGAGCAUGAGUUGUUUAUUAGACAAUUGUUUCGCAUUCGUCAACAUGGCACAGUAACUGAAUAUGUAGAUCAGUUUUCUUCAUUAGUAGACAAGUUGGUGUCGUACGGGCGACCUGUGGAUCCUCUCUAUUUUGUGCAACGUUUUGUGGAUGGUCUUCGUUCAGACAUUCGUGCUGCUAUUAUUCUUCAACGGCCUUCUUCCUUGGAUUCUGCUUGCGCUCUCGCCUUGCUGCAGGAAGAGGUGGCCACGUCAGACCGACGUUUGGAGCAUCGACGUCCAGAAUGGGCGUCGUCAGGAAAGGGGUAUGGCAAAUCUUCAGUGCCUCCUUUCUUGACAGCACGACCCGACAAGACUGGAGCUGUGAUCGAAGAAACAAAGCCGGCUGAACAACAUCGUGCUCGUGUCUUGGAUGACAAACUUGCUGCCUUGCGCGCUUAUCGUCGAGCUAAAGGGUUGUGCCAGCGUUGUGCGGAGAAGUGGUCGCGUGAUCAUAAGUGUCCUCCCACAGUCCAGUUACAUGCUCUACAGGAACUCUGGGAAUUAUAUGAAGGGGAUGAAGACACCAUUCCUGAGGAUGUUGUGGUCGAGGAUCAGAUCAUAGAGACUGAAUGUUUGGCCAUCUCCAUUGCUGCUGUUAAAGGAUUGGAGUUGAACCAUACUCUGAAGUUGCGGGGACUGAUUCAAGGCAUUGAAGUGGUGAUGCUGAUCGAUUCAGGUAGUUCUCAUUCAUUCAUUGCAUCCCGGGUGGCAUCGAGGUUAUCAGGUGUAACUGAUAUGGCCAAGUCAGUGCUGGUUCAGGUAGCGGAUGGCAAUCGUUUGAAGUGUUCUUGCCAGCUAGUUGGCGCUAGAUGGUCCGUUCAACACUGCGUGUUUGACACUGACUUGAGAGUUUUGGAUCUGGCUUCAUAUGAUAUGAUCAUUGGUAUGGAUUGGUUGGCAGCUAAUAGUCCGAUGAAGGUGCAUUGGUCCCAAAAGUGGAUGAUCAUUCCAUAUCAACGUUCCUGGGUGCUAUUACAUGGAUUGUCUGCUGUUUUUCCACCUGGGUCGAUAGUGGAAUUAGAUAUGAUAGAAUCUGAACCACCUCUGUUUGCACACUUGGAUUUAACACCUGUGCUGAUGGCAUUGUUGGAGGAAUUUAAAGCUGUGUUUGCACCACCAAAUGGUCUUCCUCCAACUCGUGAGUGUGAUCAUACCAUUCCAUUAGUGCCAGGGGCUGUUCCUGUCCAUGUCAGACCAUAUCGAUAUCCACCAGCUAUCAAAGAUGAAAUAGAGCGCCAAGUUUCGGUCAUGCUUCAGUCAGGAAUUAUACAACCCAGCACUAGUCCAUUUUCUUCUUCAGUAUUAUUGGUCAAGAAGAAGGAUAAUUCAUGGCGCUUCUGUGUGGAUUUUCGGCACUUAAAUGCUAUUACUGUCAAGACAUCUUUUCCGGUACCUGUCAUCGAGGAGUUGUUGGAUGAAUUGGGGCAAGCUUCCUGGUUUACUAGUCUGGACUUGACAGCGGGAUAUCACCAGAUUCGGCUGUUACCGGCAGAUUGUCAUAAGACAGCAUUCCAAACACACUCGGGUCACUAUGAAUUUAGAGUUAUGGCUUUUGGUUUGACCGGGGCACCAGCCACUUUUCAACGCGCCAUGAAUGCAACAUUAGCACCAUUACUUCGUCGUUGUGUGCUAGUUUUCUUUGAUGAUAUUUUAAUCUACAGUUCGAGCUUUGAAGACCAUAUUCAGCAUGUUCGAGCAGUCUUCGAACUACUCAUACAGUAUCAAUGGCAAAUUAAGUUGAAUAAAUGUUCAUUUGCCAGGCCUCAGUUAUCCUAUCUCGGUCAUGUCAUUUCAGCGGCCGGAGUAGCUACAGACCCAAGCAAGAUUCAGGCUGUUUCUCAGUGGUCUUCUCCCAGGACUGUGAAGGAAUUACGCAGUUUUUUGGGUUUGGCAGGGUACUACCGUCGCUUUGUUCGUCAUUUUGGUCUUUUGGCUCGACCUCUGACGGGUCUACUAAAAAAGGGUGCUAUAUUUGUAUGGACUCCCGCACACGAAGCUUCCUUUGCAGCCUUGAAACAAGCUUUAGUGUCUGCUCCUGUUUUGGCAUUACCAAACUUUUCAUUGCCCUUCUGUUUAGAAACAGAUGCCAGCAAUCAUGGGGUCGGAGCGGUGUUGUUGCAGUCCGGUCACCCAAUUGCGUAUCUUAGCAAGGCGUUGGGACCCAGAUCACAAGGGUUGUCGACUUAUGAAAAGGAAUUUUUGGCCAUUUUGAUUGCUGUCGACCAUUGGCGCCAUUACUUGCAACUUAAGGAAUUCAUCAUAUAUACGGAUCAUCGCAGUCUUGCUCAGUUGGAUGAACAGCGGUUGCACACACCAUGGCAAAAGAAAAUGUUUACUCGGUUGUUGGGACUGCAAUAUCGCAUCGUGUAUAAGAAAGGAGUAGAGAACGGGGUUGCUGAUGCUUUAUCGCGACAUCCUAUAGUGUCAGCGAGUUGCCUGGCGGUGUCGUCCUGUCAGCCACAGUGGGUCACCGAAGUUGCUGAUACAUAUUUGGCAGAUACCCAUUCUUCGGAUAUCAUUGCUAAGCUCGCUGUGGAUUCGUCCGCCGUUCCACAUUUUUCCUGGCAAGAUGGGUUGCUCCGUUAUAAGAAGCGCAUUUGGGUAGGACCUUCAGCUCAUCUGCAUCAGAAGUUGAUAGCUGCUUUUCAUACAUCUGCAGUGGGCGGUCACUCGGGAUUUCCGGUAACAUAUGCCCGGUUGAAGCAACUGUUUGCUUGGCAAGGUCUGAAAACUGAAGUGCACACAUAUGUCACUCACUGUUUGAUAUGUCAGCAAGCCAAAGCUGAUCGUGCUAGGCUACCUGGUCUGCUCCAACCCCUUCCGGUUCCUUCUUCUUUAUGGCAGAUCAUUUCUAUGGAUUUCAUUGAGGCUUUGCCUAGUUCACAUUCGUAUACAUGCAUCCUGGUGGUUGUCGAUCUGUUUUCAAAAUAUGCCAAUUUUUUACCACUGAAACACCCAUUUACAGCUCUGACGGUUGCUCGCCUUUUCCACGAUCAAGUGUAUAAACAUCAUGGAUUGCCUCAUUCUAUAGUUUCCGAUCGUGACAAGGUGUUUCUCAGUAACCUGUGGAAGGAAUUAUUUCGGCUUGCUGAUGUCCAGCUACGUAUGAGCUCAGCUUAUCAUCCGCAAUCCGAUGGACAAACAGAGCGUGUAAAUCAAUGUUUGGAGACGUUCCUUCGUUGUUUUGUCCAUGCCUGCCCUCAUCAAUGGAGUAAGUGACUAUCAGUUGCACAAUUCUGGUAUAACUCGUCUCCCCAUUCAGCUACGGGAAGGUCGCCAUUUGAAGUGCUCUAUGGGUGUCGCCCUCGACAGUUUGGUAUUUCGGAUUCUGCUGUCAUUGCUUCCACUGAUUUAUCUAUAUGGCUGCAGGACCGGCAGGUCAUGUCUGAUUUAGUAAAACAGCACUUGGAAAGGGCUAAAUUGCGCAUGAAACGACAGGCUGACAAAGGCCGUUCUGAACGGGAAUUUGCUAGUGGUGAUUGGGUGUUUCUUAAGCUCCAACCAUAUGUUCAGUCGUCUGUUGCUGUUCGUGCUCAUCAGAAAUUGGCAUUUAAGUUUUUUGGGCCAUUUCAGGUGCUGCGACGUGUGGGAGCCGUGGCGUACGAAUUAUAGUUACCAUCUUCGUCACGGAUUCAUCCUGUAUUUCAUGUAUCCCAGCUCAAGCGUGCCUUGGGUACAGGUUUGGUGUCUUCUCCAGUGCUGCCUAAUGAGCAAUUUCAGUUCAGUGUGCCUGUCAAGAUCUUGCAGCGUCGGACGGUGGCUCGUGGGGGGCAGUCCAGUGAACAAAUUCUUGUCCAGUGGUCACACAUGCCCGUGGAGUUGGCUACUUGGGAGUUUGCGCAGGACUUGCAACAGCAGUUUCCGCAUGCAGCUGUUUGGGGACAACCAGCGGAUUUAGCAGGGGGAAUGUCAGCGAAGCGGAGGAAGCAGUCAUCGGUGCGGCAAAUGACAAAGAAGGUUUGGCUGCAACAGCAGGAGAUGGGCCGUGUCGGGCCAAAAGGCUGAGGAAGCGCAACCCAAAGGUCUUUGGGCCGGCGUGGGUAAACAGCACAGAGUAAUCCAGCCGAUUAUUAAAUAAGGGUUUGGCGGCGCGUAGGGUUUUUUAUGCUGUAACAGAACUCUAGACUCUAGUUCUUCUUCCUUUCCAAGUACUAUCUCAACUACUCUGUUCUCCGUCUCUGCAUUCUCCAGAUAUUGUGUGUGUUCCAACUUAUGCAAGUCGUUAACAAACUUUCAGUCCAA
Zea mays is the source of this 11522-nucleotide messenger RNA. Its product is annotated as ubiquitin carboxyl-terminal hydrolase 1. The transcript has 6 exons. Gene Ontology annotation, biological process: DNA integration; protein deubiquitination. NCBI's taxonomy places the organism in Eukaryota, Viridiplantae, Streptophyta, Magnoliopsida, Poales, Poaceae. The record is from RefSeq and is a predicted model, not a curated record. Gene Ontology annotation, cellular component: cytosol; nucleus. The coding region runs from base 330 to 2783 and encodes 817 amino acids. Gene Ontology annotation, molecular function: cysteine-type deubiquitinase activity; zinc ion binding; nucleic acid binding.